CUGUCAGCCCGGUCGCCGCUUGACAUGACAGCAGCUCCGAGCAGCAGCAGCAGCAGCAGGAUCGAGCGGCACUGGGCAGCCGGACGUGUGGACUCAUUAAGGAAGAAAGGAGCCCCCGGACGCACGGCGGAGAAUCAUCAUCAGCAGCAGCAGCAUCAGCAGCAGCCUCGGCGAGGCCGGAUUGCAGUUUGUGGGGACGAGCGCCAAGGGCAGUGCGGCAGUCAGCAGGCACACCAGGGGGAGGAGGCUGCAGAGGUCUGUGAUACUUCCUCCCCAGUCCCUACUGCACUCUCACCUCCACAUCACCCCCAAUAUUUGCCCAUGCAAGCCGCUUUUACAUUUGAUGAAUGGUGACUGGUUCUCCAGGCAAGGGUGGAACCUGGAUGGGACUGAUGUGCAUGCUGGUCAGGUGUCAAUUGCUCCCUUGUGUAUUACUCAAUCUGCUGGUCACCUGCAGUAUGGGAUGUAUUCAAAGCAUCGCGUGCAAGCCCCGCAUCAGACGGGAAAAUAUUGUGGUGUAUGAGGUGUCAGCCUCAAUUGACCAGUGUCCCACCAUCAUCGAGGAGAACUCGCCCAUCGUACUUCGCUACAAGACGCCUUACUUCAGGGCCUCGGCGGGAGUUGUCAUGCCACCAGUGCCCCGGAAUGAAACUUGGGUGGUGGGCUGGAUCCAAGCUUGCACCCAGAUGGAGUUCUACAACACGUAUGGGGAUAUUGGCAUGUCCAGCUGGGAGUUACCAGAGCUGCGGGAGGGCCGGGUCAAGGCUAUCAGCGACUCCGAUGGCGUCAGCUAUCCGUGGUAUGGCAACACCACCGAAACGGUCACCCUCACCGGUCCUACCUCCAAACCGUCACGCCUGACGGUCAGCAUGAAUGACAACUUCUACCCGAGUGUGACCUGGGCUGUUCCCAUCAGCAACAGCAACACACCCAUGCUAACCCACAUCACCAGGGAUCAGAGCUUCAUCACCUGGCUGGUAGCCAUGAACUCCAUCACCAAGGAACGAAUUGUACUGCAGACAGUGCGGUGGCGUAUGCGGGUUGACAUCGCCGUCAACCCGGACAUGCCCCUGGGCUCGAGGGCCUCCCUGGUGGGUCGGCCUUAUCAGGAGCAGCCGCACAUCCUCAACUACCAGGAGCCAAUCCCUCCCAACGCCCUGGGGAGGCCGAACGCCAAUGACGCCCAAGUGCUAAUGUGGAGGCCACGGCGAGGAGUCCCACUCGUCGUCAUACCGCCAAAAUGAGGGACUCCCAAACAAAAGCUAUUGUCUAUUCUUGCCAAAACAGAAGAUGAGGGUGAUGAAGCCAACAAAGGAACUGAUCCAUGAGGCGUCAGAGUCCAGAUGGACAGCUAAAGAGGACUGGUGUUGCAUCAAGUGUUGUUUGGCCAAGAACUGCAAUUAGAGUGCUUUGCCAGCAUUUUUAAAAGUGAACUCUUUUUAGAUGCACCGCCAUGGUAUUUGACCCUUGACGAGAACUGUAUCCUGCAUCCUUGCGUAGAUCUUAUUGCAUGCGAUGAGUGAGGAAAACUGUCAUUGGAAAGAUUUAAGAAUCGUAUUUGUUUUGUAUUCCUUAAAGCGUUUGUGAUCGAGACGUCACAUCAGCCAAAACAAAACCGCAGGCUGAUGAUACCUCCUUAGUGCCAUUGAAGGCCUUCAGCACACUCAUUACCAGAGUUAAAGAAUGUAUUCAGAUUAUUUAAGACACUUAAGUAUUAUAUUAAUCUUUUUAGUUAAGGUCAUACUAUUCUUCUAACAAGUCAGUAUGAAAAUUGCAAAGGAAAAAGACAUCUGCUGGAGUUUAUAGCACAAUGAAUUCAUAGAGAAAACAUUCAUUUCCGAUCGUAACUGUACCUGCUAUUUAGGAUAUUUUUCAUAACGCGUCCAACAAGAGCAAUGGGAAUUACACAGAAGAGUGCCACAUUACAAUUUUAAAACAAAAAUGUAAUUGUAAACGUCAUGUUUAUCACAUCUGAAAUAAGCCUAAACUGUACUGAAAUAGUCAAGUGAAUGUGGGUCUGAUCUCAUCAUACCAAGACAUUGUUACAUACGUUGUAAAUAUAUUUCCAGACAAUCAGGGAAUCUGAAUAUCCUCCUGGUACUUCAAAAUGGGAGUGCUGUAAACCAGAUUAUAUUUUCACAAUGUUAAAUCAUUGUCAUCAUAUGGUAUAGUGGCUGUGUAGCAGUGUUUUUUCUGUGGAUAAUCACCAACGAGAGCCUUCCCAUGUCAUGGUUCUGGUCCGGUUCAUGCUGAGCACCGUUCACGGCUCCGCCUGCCACUCCACUCACAUGGCUUAUUUUCCAUCUGUGCUUCUCUCCAGGUUCAUGUCUCAUCCGCCCAUCUGCCUCCUUUCCCGCUUGUCUGUCCACCUCAGACACACACACAGACACACACACACACACACACACACACACACACACACACACACACACACUACCUCCAUUCCAAACUGCUCAUUUGCUCUGAAGGCCACAACUAUGCAACGGUUGUCUGAGUGUAUAAACAAAAGAACAAAUCUGUGAAGUAUCAGUUUCACUUCUGUUAUCAUCUUCGGUUAUUUGUAAGGGUGUUUUGUUGAAUAAAAUGGCCAUUACAACCA
Phyllopteryx taeniolatus (common seadragon) is the source of this 2599-nucleotide messenger RNA. RefSeq names its product family with sequence similarity 78 member Ba (gene fam78ba). The coding region runs from base 348 to 1244 and encodes 298 amino acids. The transcript is spliced from 3 exons. Lineage: Eukaryota; Metazoa; Chordata; Actinopteri; Syngnathiformes; Syngnathidae. The record is from RefSeq and is a predicted model, not a curated record.